This is a messenger RNA of Gossypium arboreum, 751 nucleotides long. RefSeq names its product 40S ribosomal protein S15a-1-like. Gene Ontology annotation, molecular function: structural constituent of ribosome. Gene Ontology annotation, cellular component: ribosome; cytosolic small ribosomal subunit. The coding region runs from base 33 to 557 and encodes 174 amino acids. The record is from RefSeq and is a predicted model, not a curated record. The transcript is spliced from 4 exons. Lineage: Eukaryota; Viridiplantae; Streptophyta; Magnoliopsida; Malvales; Malvaceae. Gene Ontology annotation, biological process: translation.
AUCUGAAUGGGCCUAAAUAGAGUUUAGAUUACAUGCUCCACUUUAAACUCAACUGCCAACUUCCAGCCCUAGAAACAUACAUUCUCUUCAACUCUUUUCACUCUUCUCAAACUACACGGAGACGCGGCCGCCAUUUUUGGUUCCAGCAACUUGGAUUUGGAAGAAUGGUGAGAGUCAGCGUUUUGAACGAUGCACUCAAGAGCAUGUAUAAUGCAGAAAAGAGGGGCAAACGACAGGUUAUGAUCAGGCCUUCCUCAAAAGUCAUCAUCAAAUUCCUUUUGGUCAUGCAAAAGCAUGGUUACAUUGGAGAGUUUGAGUAUGUUGAUGAUCACAGAGCUGGCAAGAUUGUGGUUGAACUCAAUGGGAGACUCAACAAGUGUGGGGUGAUUAGUCCUCGUUUUGAUGUCGGUGUCAAAGAGAUCGAGGGUUGGACCGCUAGGCUACUUCCUUCCAGACAGUUUGGAUAUAUCGUGCUUACCACAUCUGCUGGCAUCAUGGACCAUGAAGAAGCUAGAAGAAAGAAUGUUGGUGGAAAAGUACUUGGUUUCUUCUAUUGAAGCAAAUUUCUUAGAUUUUUCAUUUUUGUUUGAAGUUUCUCUUCAUCUAGAACCUCUGUUGGUACGAUUUCAAUUCACAUUUAGGGGAUUACGAGGUUUUGGUUCAUUUGCCUUUUGUUAUCUGAUAGUUUGAAGUUGGCUCAUUAAAAUUUCUGUAUCCUGUUUUUUUCAAAAUUAUAUAACUUUGCAUAUUA